Myripristis murdjan (pinecone soldierfish) is the source of this 1342-nucleotide messenger RNA. RefSeq lists its product as uncharacterized. The transcript is spliced from 10 exons. Bases 186 to 1280 code for a protein of 364 amino acids. The record is from RefSeq and is a predicted model, not a curated record. NCBI's taxonomy places the organism in Eukaryota, Metazoa, Chordata, Actinopteri, Holocentriformes, Holocentridae.
GCGGAAGCGAGAACAAGAGAAGAGAGAAAGACAACUGGUGAGGCAUCUGGUUGAUUCUCGUCCACCAUUUUUAUCAAAGUAAACCUAAGUGAAAAACAAAGAGAGAGAGGGAGAGAGAGAGAGACAGAGAGAGAGAGAGAGAGAGAGAGAGAGAGAGACCUGAAAACAGUCUUUGGACUCUCGCCAUGAUGAAGCUGCACAGUCGACUCUGUCUCCUCGGUUUUAUAGCAAUAUGUUCAUUUGCCAGCGUACAAGUGGAAAGUGUGGUGACUCCCGGUCCUGCUCCUGUAGAACCUCCUAUAAUGGACAGUGACGUUUCUCCAACUGAUCCACUCCUCGGCGACGGUAGGGAGUCACUCAACGAAACGGCAAAUGAGACCGGGACAACAGAGGAACCAUCAGAUCGCCUGUCAACCGUCUCCAUGGAAGAGACGACAGGAACACCCGCCGCUGCCAACUUCACCGACCUCUCCGACCUCAUCGAUUUCAACGUCACAAAAGACGGACGCGACUUCCUGCAUGAAGACCCGGAAGCGACCAAUGGCAGCGCGGCGUCAAUGACACCAACCUCGGUCAGCCCGACAAGCAGUGAGGGGAGGGGUUCAGUUUCUGACGGUGUGCCGGUUUCCAUAGCGACGACAACCACGACGACACAAGCAGUGCCUGUCCAGGGAAGCAGCGCAUCCUGGGGUUAUGUGAUCCUGGUGAUGAUCAUCCUGUCCGUGGUCGCGCUCUGCGUCAUUCUCUUCUUCCUCAGGAGACACAGCAGGAGGUAUUCGUUUGACCUGCACCGUCCCGGGCCGUUCAGCCACAACGGGCCCGAACACACCGGCACCUUUGAGCCUGUGUAUCUGGAUGACCUGGACCGCCCGGUCCCGUCGGACCAUGUGACCAGCGAUGACCUUUCACCUCCUCCGGUAGCCAAUGGGACGUCUCUCCCGUCGGAGGAGAAGAGCUCAGCUGGAGAGAACGGUGCCCCCAACGGACAGGUGGGCGGAGACGGGCCAGAGACUCCGCCCCCCUGCGACCUCAGCCUCUCAUUGGACAUCGACCUGACUGACAAGAAGUCCGACCAAUCGGGCAGCUCGAGCUCGUUCUUCGACGCCGUCUGCCAGGAGCAGCAGAACGGGAACAACAACAACCCGACCGGCGGCUCCAGUCUUCCCUUCGUUGAGAUCAGUCUGGACGAGCCGGUGUGGUGCGAUCACCUCCUCACCUCACCCGGGCCGGCCUCCUCCGUCCUGCCCUUCUCUCCUUUCUCGCUCUCCUCGUCUCCUUAGCAACUCCACCAUCACCACCACCAUCAUCACCAUCAUCACCACCACCAUCACCACCAUCACCA